AUGGCUUCCCCUAGCGUUCUCACCUUUGACGCUGAGGGUUGGGUAGUGGACUUUGAGGUCUGGGUAGAUGAUCUGCAGCUUUUUCUGCAGUGCGAUAGGGCAGACGGCCUCUCCCUGUUUGACCUCACUUCUGGUGCCUCCCCUGCCCGUGCUGCUGACGCUGAGGCCACUCUUCGCUCACAUUAUGCCACACGUGAUGCUGCUGCUCGCCUUGCUGUUCGCCGCCACUUUCUGACCACUGAGCGUGCGCACUUUAGCCAGUACAAGAGUGCUCAGACCUUGUACGACGCUGUAGUUGCACGCUACUCUUCCCCUGCCACUGCUGCAUUGAGCCGCCUCAUGCUACCAUUCCUCUUCCCUGACCUUGCUGCCUUUCCCACUGUCGCUGACCUCAUUACGCACCUCCGCACUCUUGACACUCGCAACCACACUGCGCUUCCUCCUGAGUUUUGCGCCAAGAACCCCCCCCCCAUGUACAUCACCCUCUACUACAUAGUCACCCGGCUCCCUGACUCUCUCCGCGUAGUCAGGGACCACUUCCUCUCAGUUUGCCCCACCACUCUCACCGUUGACCUCCUCGAGAAGGCCCUCCUAGCUAUAGAGAAGAGCAUAGUCGUUCCGACCUCGUUCGUUUCGAGUCGGUCGGCGCUGCGUCUGCCUCGAGCGGGAGACGCCGCACCGGCAAGGGCAAGGGGGGCAAGGGCACUGGAGGGGGUGGAGGGGGCGAUGGAGGUGGUGGUGGAGGCGGUGGAGGGAGUGGGGGUGGUGGUGGGAGUGGUGCCGGGGGUGGUGGCGGCGGCGGCAGCAGUGGAGGCGGCGGAGGCGGUGGAGGUGGCGGAGGGAGCGGAGGUGGCGGAGGUAGUGGAGGAGGCGGAGGUGGAGGAGGCGGUGGAGGCGGCGGAGGCGGCGGCGGCAGAGGCGGCGGUGGUGGAGCGAGUCGCGACUCUACACCGAGGAGUGGCGCCGGUGGUGGUCAGCGCCAUCAGCAGCAGCGGUGUGGUGUGA
Messenger RNA from Closterium sp. NIES-65, 1005 nucleotides. The record is from the annotation of a GenBank genome assembly. Lineage: Eukaryota; Viridiplantae; Streptophyta; Zygnematophyceae; Desmidiales; Closteriaceae.